This is a messenger RNA of Danaus plexippus (monarch butterfly), 745 nucleotides long. RefSeq lists its product as uncharacterized. The record is from RefSeq and is a predicted model, not a curated record. The coding region runs from base 1 to 678 and encodes 225 amino acids. Lineage: Eukaryota; Metazoa; Arthropoda; Insecta; Lepidoptera; Nymphalidae. The transcript is spliced from 5 exons.
AUGCGUGCUGUAGUUUAUACCUCCGUUUUUGUUCUUUUACAGCUGACGUAUGCGUCGGCAAGGAUCAAUAUACCAUUCCGCUGCCAAGUUCUGGACUCGGAGUGUACAAAGGCCUUAGUUCAGAAUCUUGUUGUUCCUCUAUCUGAAACACUUGACCCCAUGUACAUUGAUUCUUUAAGAAUUAAUCAGGGAGGAUUUAACGGUGACUAUAGCAAUGUUACUGUAACUGGAGGAAGAAACGCUAUCAUCGAUAGUGCCGGAUUUGACCUCGGUAAACGAGAGAUUAUGAUGCAGUAUCAUACCGAUCUGAAGUUAAAAGGCAGAUAUAAGUCGAGUCCCAUAGAUGCGGGAACAGAUGUAUCGAUGUUCAUAAGAAAUCUUUAUGUAACACUUACAAUGCCUUAUGAAAUCAUCCAAACCGCUAAUAACAAUCGCUUUCUUAAUUUGAAGGCAUUCAAAUAUGAUUAUGAAAUCAGAGAUAACAUCCAAUCUCACAUAAGAGAUUUAUACUACCAAGCUUCCAACGGUGAAGGGUUUGCAGACACUGACCUACAGAACCUCAGAUUGAUUCCUAUUCAAUUGGGAAGAAAUAUGAUGGACAAAAUAAUGGUUAACGUGUUUGAGACUCUGAGAGCAUAUUUACUUUCCGAACAAUUAUUGAAUUUCUUCAUUUAUUAGGAAGCUACAUUGAUGAUACUGUUUAUGUUUUAAAUAUUAGACAUUUAUUAGAAACAAAUUUAUGAAA